AAAAAAUAGCAGCUUUCACCGCCAAUUCUUUCUCUUCUUUUCCCUCAAAUUGGUGAAACCCUAAUCCGAGCGUAAACAGGAGAAUAUCUCAGGGAAAGAUAGAGUUCGGUGAUUCGCAUUUCGGAAUGGAAGAAUGUGGUGGGGCUGUCGGUUUGGGUAUGAAUGACGGCAUAAGCAGCAGGAUUAACAAUUCUUUGAAUAUGGAGCCUUCGACUUCAUCUUCAAUACCAAUUAACUCCUCAAAUAUCGGGUUUCAGCUAUUGAAGAAGCAUGGUUGGAAAGAAGGCACAGGCCUGGGAAUUUCUGAACAGGGCAGGCUGGAACCUGUAGAGGCUUAUGUGAAGAAGAAUAAGCGAGGAUUGGGAGCAGAUAAAGUUAAAAAGGCAAAAGAGAAGUCAAAAUGUGUUGACAAGCAUUCUGAUGAUAAUGAGAAUGAUAAGCCACCACUUAAAAGGACGACUAAGCGUAUGACAAAGAAGAUGAAGAAAUUGCAAGAAUUGGAGAAACGCUUAAAAGAGAAGGAAUUUGAGCGAGCUUUCUACAGGGAGUUCUGGCCAGAUAAUGUCUGACUCACAUAACUUCCAUGAAAUGCUUCGAAGGUUUUAGAAUGUUAUUUGAAGUUUCCACUGUGAUCUUGAAGCUGAAGGAAAUGAAAUGCUUCAAGUCUUGAUUCUUUAUACUUCUAUGCUACAAAUACAUUAGAUCUCUAGCGUCCUCUGUCUUACAUGCAUGGGAAGAUUUUUUUUGAAGUUCCUAUUGUAGUUGCAAAUAUGAAAAGCUUUGUCCCAUUCUUGCCAAUCGUUGGAUAGAACACUUUACUCAUGUGUAGUGUAAAUUCAUAAUUCAAAAGAAUCGUAGUUUCAGUCUUUCAUAUGAUA
Coffea eugenioides is the source of this 878-nucleotide messenger RNA. RefSeq names its product G patch domain and ankyrin repeat-containing protein 1 homolog. Gene Ontology annotation, molecular function: nucleic acid binding. The coding region runs from base 126 to 569 and encodes 147 amino acids. The record is from RefSeq and is a predicted model, not a curated record. Lineage: Eukaryota; Viridiplantae; Streptophyta; Magnoliopsida; Gentianales; Rubiaceae. The transcript is spliced from 4 exons.